UCGUGGUGUUGUGCCUGUGCUGUGCUGUGCUCUGUGCUGAAGAAGGAAAAAAGCGAAAAUCGAUGAUUUCGUUGCUCGCGUCGUCGUCGUCUUCGAGUUGAAAUCUCUGUACUGUAUCGCACACUCUGUGGGUAACAACCAUCAUCACCACACACGGGGAACACGUCGUCGUCGUCGCGGUGUCAUUCAUUCCGUUUGUCCGUUCUUGCUGAUAGUUUAGAUAUUUGCAGGGUUCCAGUGACGCGAUCCGGAUUGUUAUCGGCUGUCGGUCAUUGGGAAUUCGGGUCCGCGAAGUGGUGUUUUCAAGUGCGAAAUCGAAAAUUUACGCUGAAAAACCGAUUGAAUUCGGGUGAAAUCUAAUUGGAAAAUUUUGUGGUGGCUGCUGCCUUGGCAGCAGCAGCAGCAGCAGUGGAGAAUGAAUGAGUGUGUGUGAGUGUGAAAAAAUGUGAAUCAUUUUCGCACUGGAGAAGAAGCUCGAAGAAGAAGGUGCUCCCGUUCGGUCGCUAAUGAAGUUUUUCCGUGGGGCUCCGUGGAUGUACGGCGGUCCGUUCCGUGCCGUUCGCUAAUCGUCGUGGGUCACAAUAGAGCAGAAAUUGGUUGGAAAAUUAACUUCUGUUUUCUUAAAGUGCUUUGUCGGAACGAUUCUGUGAGUGUGUUACAAAAUGACGGCUAAAUUGCUGCGCUGAUUUUUUUUUUCGCUCUGUUCCGGGCUGUUCCGGAGGAAGUGGAGUUAAGUGAAAAGAUCCUGUUUCUGUGCGAUCCGGGGAAAGAUGGGUAUGUGAAAAAAUAGCUCAGCACGGAACGAAACACGGUAGGCAGUAGGGUGUUUACUACGGCUGUCAAACUCAGCUCCCGGUGAGGAAGGAGCCAUCCGACGACGACGAAGUCGACGUCGUGGGGCAAUCGGAAGCGCUCCCUACCGGAUAGGGAAAACAUACGUGGAGCAUUUUUGUGUGGAGUUUCCGUUUGUGGCCUAAGCGAAAAUCGUAGUGAUAUAUAGAAAAGAGUGUCCCAGGGAGGAAGUCCAGCAGAAUGGCGGACAUUACGAGGCCGCCCUUUUGCGACAUCAAACGACCGGAGGAAGUGGUCAAAAUGACGAUGACGGACAAUCUGAAGUUUGCGGUUCUGAUCGGGCUCAUCGAGGUCGGCCAGGUUUCGAACCGGGAGGUGGUCAACACCGUACUGCAUCUGCUCGUCGGCGGUGAGUUCGACAUGGAGCUGAACUUCGUCGUUCAGGACGCGCAGAAUGUGAAACACAUGCUCGAACUGCUGGAUCACUGUCCGGCGAACCUGCAGGCCGAGGUGUGGAGUGUCUUCAUCGCGAUCCUGAAGAAAAGUGUCCGCAACCUGCAGGCAUGCACCGAGAUAGGUCUGAUCGAGCACGUGCUGGCGCGGUUGGCCCGGGCGGAAUCCAUCGUCGCCGAUCUGCUGAUCGAGAUGCUCGGAGUGCUAGCGAGCUACAGUAUCACGGUGAAGGAGCUGAAGCUGCUGUUCGGUGCCAUGAAAGCCAUCAACGGCAAGUGGCCGCGGCAUUCGGCGAAAUUGCUCAACGUGCUGAAGCAGAUGCCGCACCGGAACGGGCCGGAUGUGUUCUUCAGCUUUCCGGGACGGAAAGGAUCGGCAAUCGUGCUUCCGCCACUGGCAAAGUGGCCCUAUGAAAAUGGCUUCACAUUCACCACCUGGUUCCGGCUGGAUCCGAUCAAUUCGGUUAAUAUCGAGCGGGAAAAGCCAUACCUUUAUUGCUUCAAAACGUCCAAAGGUGUCGGCUAUACGGCUCACUUCGUCGGCAACUGUCUGGUGCUAACCUCGAUGAAGGUGAAGGGCAAGGGUUUCCAGCACUGCGUCAAGUACGAGUUCCAGCCGCGCAAAUGGUACAUGAUCGCGAUCGUGUACAUCUACAACCGGUGGACCAAGAGUGAGAUCAAGUGCCUGGUCAACGGUCAGCUCGCCUCCAGCACCGAGAUGGCCUGGUUCGUGUCGACGAAUGAUCCUUUCGACAAGUGCUACAUUGGUGCCACACCGGAGCUGGACGAGGAACGUGUAUUCUGCGGCCAAAUGGCCGCCAUCUAUCUGUUCAGCGAAGCGCUAACGACGCAGCAGAUCUGCGCGAUGCAUCGGCUAGGGCCCGGCUACAAGUCCCAGUUUCGGUUCGACAACGAGUGCUACCUAAAUCUGCCGGACAACCACAAGCGGGUGAGUCACGACUCUUCGUUGAUGUCCUCGUCGGCGAUGGGCGCCGCGGCAUCGUCCCUCUCGCCGACACCGCCGGCUCCGAUCGAAUCCAACAUCCAUCGGAAUCUGGCCGCCAAUGCUGCUGCUGCCGCCGCCACCGCCGCCUCCGCCGCUAGUUCUAGUUCCGCUAGUUCCUCCUCGCUGACGUCCAGCGUUAGCAGCGUCGUCGCGGCCAGUGUUGCCGGCAGCGUGGCCGCGGCUGCCACCGGCGGCGACGCCGCAGCGCUAGAUGCCUUAGGCGAACCGUUUGAUUUUGCAUCUGUCUUGUACGACGGUAAACUUUCCGGUGCAAUCGUGUUCAUGUACAAUCCGGUUGCAACCGAUGGCCAACUGUGUCUACAAUCAGCCCCGAAGGGCAAUCCAUCCUUCUUUGUGCAUACGCCACAUUCGCUCAUGCUUCAGGACGUCAAAGCGGUGGUCACUCACUCGAUUCACUGCACGCUCAACUCGAUCGGCGGCAUUCAGGUACUAUUUCCGCUGUUCUCCCAGCUGGAUAUGCCGUACGAGGGUACCGACGUCAAGAAAGAUCCUACUCUAUGCGCCAAACUACUCGGAUUCAUCUGUGAACUGGUGGAAAGUUCACAAACUGUCCAACAGCACAUGAUUCAAAAUCGUGGCUUCCUGGUGAUCUCGUUCAUGUUGCAGCGCUCCUCGCGCGAUCAUCUAACCUCGGAAGUGCUCGGCUCGUUUCUGAGCCUCACCAAGUAUCUGGUGACCUGUCUGUCGGCCAACUCGGACUUGCUGCUGAAACAGCUGCUGGACCACGUGCUGUUCAACCCGUCGCUGUGGAUCUACACUCCGGCCACGGUACAGGCCCGGCUGUACGCCUACCUGGCGACGGAGUUCCUCAGCGACACCCAGAUCUACAGCAACGUCCGGCGGGUUAGCACCGUCCUGCAGACGGUUCAUACGCUCAAGUUCUACUACUGGGUCGUUAACCCACGGGCCAAGUCGGGUAUCACGCCGAAAGGGCUGGAUGGACCCCGACCGGCUCAGAAAGAUAUCCUAGCGAUCAGAGCCUACAUACUACUCUUUCUGAAACAGCUAAUUACGAUCGGUAACGGAGUGAAGGAUGACGAACUUCAGAGCAUCCUGAACUACCUGAUGACGAUGCACGAGGACGAGAAUCUGCACGACGUGCUGCAGAUGCUGAUUUCCCUAAUGUCCGAACAUCCGAGCUCGAUGGUACCGGCGUUCGACGUGAAGCACGGCGUUCGCACCAUCUUCAAGCUCCUGGCCGCCGAGAGCCAGCUAAUUCGGCUACAAGCCCUGAAGUUGCUCGGUUUCUUCCUGUCUCGCAGCACCCACAAACGAAAAUACGACGUCAUGUCGCCCCACAAUCUGUACACGCUCCUAGCGGAGCGGUUGCUUCUGUACGAGGAAUCCCUCUCGCUGCCAACGUACAACGUCCUGUACGAAAUUAUGACCGAACACAUCUCGCAGCAAAUUCUGUACGCCAAACAUCCGGAACCGGAGAGUCACUACCGGUUGGAGAAUCCCAUGAUACUGAAGGUGGUCGCCACACUGAUCCGCCAGUCGAAGCAAAGCGAUCAGCUGCUGGAGGUGAAGAAACUCUUCCUAUCGGAUAUGACCCUGCUGUGCAAUAACAAUCGCGAAAAUCGGCGCACGGUGCUGCAGAUGAGCGUCUGGCAGGAGUGGUUGAUUGCGAUGGCCUACAUUCAUCCGAAGAACUCCGAAGAGCAAAAGCUGUCGGAUAUGGUGUACUCGCUGUUCCGGAUGCUGUUGCAUCAUGCCAUCAAGUACGAGUACGGCGGCUGGCGGGUGUGGGUUGAUACGCUGGCGAUCGUGCACUCGAAGGUUUCCUACGAAGAGUUCAAGCUGCAGUUUGCGCAGAUGUAUGAGCAUUACGAGAAGCAUCGGACGGACAACAUUACGGAUCCGGCGCUGAGACAGCAGCGGCCGAUUAGUACGAUUAGUGGUUGGGAGCGGGGAGCUGGCGGUAGUGGAGGAGCCGGUGGUGGGGAGAGCGGGAAUGAUGAGCGGGAAAGGCAGGAGAAGCAAGAGCUGGCGGCUAUUGAAGGACCGACGAAGAAGUGUGUUUGCGAGCCGGAGGAAGCGAUUGUUGAGGACGAUAAGGCAAAGCUUCGUGGGGUGAUAGAAAAUGGUCACGAAGGGGUUGAGGAAGAGGAGGAAGAGUUCGAUGAAGAAGAGGAAGAGGAGGAGCUGGAGGAAGAGCAAGGUGAGGAGGAGUUAGAGGAAGAGGAGGAAGAGUUGUCGCAGAGUGAGUUGAAGAGGGCUUUGGAGAUCGGAUCGCUGAAGGAGAGUCAGAAUGUUCCCGAGCAGGUGGUGGAAGGAAUCGUGGAGGAGAUUAUAAGCAAGUCCGAGAGUUUGCUGAAGCAAACCGAAGAGGAGUUGCAGGAUUCCAGUGCGGAGCAGGCGACGUCGUCGCCGGUGAUUAAAGACGAGGAAAUCGAGCUGGCGGUUAAUGAAGUGGUGAAGGGUGUGCUAUCGUUGAAAACAUCUGGCAGUGCAACGGCCGGAAGCACUGGGGAAGAUGAUGCGUUGAACAACAACAAUAGUAGCAGCAACAGUACGGACAGUGUUACGCAGAAGACUGAUAGUGUAGCAUCAAGUGCAAUAACUAGUGGUAAUAGCAACAAUUUAAACAAUAAUAAUCUAAGUAGCAAUAGCGAAGUUUGCCAAGAUGAAGAACAAAGUAAAGAGCAGGUGCAGGAGAUGAUUUCGGAGAUCGUGAAUGAACUGGUCGAAAACAGUUUGAAGGAGGGUGACGUUAGUUUGGUUCCGGAAAGUGCUGAACAAACCGAAAUCGAAGCUCAGGUUAAGGAAGUUGUCGAAUCCAUUAUCACCGAAGCGGUCGUGCGAGCAGAGCAGGUCUGUACCCCAGAACCGGCCGACGAACCGGAACAGAUGAGCACGGAGUCCAGUCCGGAGAAGGAACUCUCCAUUGUAAAGCUAGACACCGUCUCAGCGGAGAUCGCUCGCAACGAGUCCUCCAUCGAACGCAAACUAGAACUGGAAGAAGACGAAGAGCGUGAGGUCGACGAAGAAGACGACGAUGACGACGAUGAGAGUGAAGUUCCGGACACUCCAGCGACGGUAGCCAGUCUGAACAAAAGCGAAACGGUUAGCAGCACCACAGCAAGUCAGGUCACCAUUCUCCCAACAACCGCCAAGAAAACGGCAGUCAAUGCCUCAACUAGCACCACGACCGAUUCGCCGCCGGUGCACUUCGUCGAGCCGUCCGGAGCCGGGGCUUCGAAAGCGCAACGCUCCAAGUCGGCCUCAACCCGUCCAAUGUUCUCACCCGGACCGACGCGGCCCCCCUUCCGGAUACCGGAGUUCAAGUGGUCCUACAUCCACCAGCGGCUGCUGUCGGAUGUGCUGUUCUCGCUGGAAACGGACAUCCAGGUGUGGCGGUCGCACUCCACCAAGAGUGUUCUGGAUUUUGUCAACUCUGCCGAAAAUGCAAUCUUCGUGGUGAACACCGUUCACCUAAUCUCGCAGCUAGCCGACAAUCUGAUCAUCGCUUGUGGCGGCUUGCUGCCGCUGCUUGCCAGUGCCACGUCUCCCAAUUCCGAGCUUGACGUUCUGGAGCCUACCCAGGGCAUGCCGCUGGACGUGGCCGUUUCCUUCCUGCAGCGUUUGGUCAACAUGGCCGACGUGUUGAUCUUCGCCAGUUCCCUGAACUUCGGCGAAUUGGAAGCAGAAAAGAAUAUGUCCAGUGGUGGCAUUCUGCGCCAAUGUCUACGGUUGGUUUGCACCUGUGCGGUGCGUAACUGUCUGGAGUGCAAGGAACGCACCCGUGGGCUGUACAAUGGCAUGUCGCUCAAGGACAUCCCUGGCGGUGCUCAUCUGCAGGCCCUCAUUCGGGGUGCGCAGACAACGUCGAAGACAAUCAUCGAGUCGCUGUCCGGACCGAUGAGCCCGGUCAAGGAUCCGGAGAAGCUGCUGCAGGACAUGGACAUCAACCGGCUGCGGGCGGUCAUCUAUCGGGAUGUGAAACGUCUGUUCCAGGAGGAAACCAAACAGGCCCAAUUCCUCUCGCUGGCCAUCGUGUACUUCAUCUCGGUGCUGAUGGUAUCGAAAUACCGGGACAUCCUGGAACCGCCGCCGGAGCUCCAGAUCCACCGGAACUCGUCGCCGGUGAUGCAACGCAGCACCCCCACCCAAGGAAACCGAUCGCUACAGGACGGUGACUACGAGGUGAUCGUGGUGGACGAGAACAACUCCUCCGUUAUUGCCGAUAACGAUUCGCACUCGAGCGGACCGCUCUCGAUCAAGGCAUCAACCUCGAUUUACGGGUCGUCAACCGCCCCCGGAAGCCCAAAUACAACCACCACUAACACUAGGUAUCCGGCUGCAACUACCACUAUCACUACCACUAGCAUAAGUACGAUCCAAGAUCAACCUCUCUCGCCGAAGAUCGAUCGACGGUCGUCGACGCAAGACCGGCCAGCUGCCGCCGUCAAGCAGACGAAGAGCGUCGACUCGGAUGCCGCCUCGCUGAACCUCAACUCGACGGAGAACGACGCCCCGGAGGUGGAAACGUCGAGCGAGAUCAUGGCCGACGACAACAAGCCGACCAACUCGAACGACGAAAGCUGGACCGACGUAAAUCUGAACGACGAUGGACCACCGGACGGCGGUACCAUCGUACCGAGCAGCAAAUCCCUGAUGCGAGGUGUGGCCGUUACGGACUCGGCGUCUUCGGCGGUCGUCGUCGGAGCAGGAGGACAAUUGCCCGAGGCGAUCGGUUCCGGGCCCGGCGGUGAUCAUGGCGGCGGUGGAAAGCUCGAAACCGAUAUUUCGGUCGUUCGCGUUCCGGACAACUAUCAGUCGUCUUCGACGGUGGCCCGUGGCCGUCCGGAAGAUUUGAACCUCAAGGCACCCUUCGUUGGGCAGAUUCCGAUGGCGAUUUCAUCGCGAGAGGCAAGCUUAACGCAGAAGUUGGAGAUCGCACUGGGACCGGUUUGUCCUUUGUUGCGUGAAAUUAUGGUUGACUUUGCUCCGUUCCUUUCGAAGACGUUGGUCGGUUCGCACGGGCAGGAGCUGCUGAUGGAGGGGAAAGGUUUGACUACGUUUAAAAAUAGUCAUUCGGUCGUGGAGUUGGUGAUGCUGCUGUGCUCGCAGGAGUGGCAGAAUAGUCUGCAGAAGCACGCCGGGUUGGCGUUCAUUGAACUGAUCAACGAGGGUCGACUGCUGUCGCACGCCAUGAAGGAUCACAUCGUGCGGGUUGCCAACGAGGCGGAGUUCAUUCUGAACCGAAUGCGAGCUGAUGAUGUGCUCAAGCAUGCCGACUUCGAGUCGCAGUGUGCGCAAACGUUGCUUGAGCGACGCGAGGAGGAACGGAUGUGCGAUCAUCUGAUCACGGCAGCCAGGAGGCGGGAUAAUGUUAUCGCUAGUCGGUUGCUGGAGAAGGUUAGGAAUAUAAUGGGUAAUCGGCAUGGUGCGUGGGGUGACAGCAGUACGGGGUAUCAGAAGCAUAUUUUCUGGAAGCUGGAUGCUUGGGAGGAUGAUGCGAGACGUAGAAAACGAAUGGUGCAGAAUCCACGGGGUUCCAGCCAUCCGCAGGCUACGCUCAAAGCUUCGCUGGAGAAUGGUGGAAACGAGGAAGCUCGCGAGGCUGCACGGGAUGAAAUCUACUCGCAAAUUGCCGUUCCACGUUCGCAGCAGCCCGAUUUGCUCGAUGACUCUGAGUUGUUGAUCGAAGAUCGCGAGCUCGAUCUGGACCUUACUGGGCCGGUCAACAUCAGCACCAAGGCAAAACUGAUCGCCCCGGGGCUGGUUGCUCCGGGAACAAUGUCAAUUACUUCCACCGAGAUGUACUUCGAAGUGGACGAGGAAAGUGCCGAAUUCCAGGGCAUCGAUCAGGAAGUUCUGAAGUACUGCGAUCACCUGCACGGAAAGUGGUACUUCUCCGAGAUCAGAGCCAUUUUCUCUCGUCGCUAUCUGCUGCAGAAUGUUGCGCUGGAGAUUUUCCUCGCUAGCCGAACCUCGAUCUUGUUUGCCUUCCCGGAUCAGCACACCGUUAAGAAGGUGAUCAAAGCACUACCUCGCGUUGGUGUUGGUAUUAAGUACGGAAUUCCGCAAACUCGUCGAGCGUCCAUGAUGUCCCCGCGGCAGUUGAUGCGUAACUCCAACAUGACGCAGAAGUGGCAACGGCGGGAAAUUUCCAACUUUGAGUACCUUAUGUUCCUGAACACGAUCGCCGGACGGACGUACAACGAUCUGAACCAAUAUCCGGUGUUCCCUUGGGUUCUCACAAACUACGAAUCGCGCGAGUUGGACCUCAGUCAGCCGUCCAACUAUCGUGAUCUGUCGAAACCGAUCGGUGCGUUGAAUCCCUCUCGACGGGAGUACUUCGAAGAACGCUAUGAAAGUUGGGACACCCCCGGCAUUCCCCCGUUCCACUACGGAACUCACUAUUCCACAUCGGCAUUCGUACUUAACUGGCUGAUCCGCAUCGAGCCUUUCACGGCAAUGUUCCUAGCGCUGCAAGGCGGUAAGUUCGAUCACGCAGAUCGACUGUUCUCGUCAAUCUCCCUCUCCUGGAAGAACUGCCAACGUGACACGUCCGACGUUAAGGAACUGAUCCCAGAAUGGUACUUCCUACCGGAGAUGUUCUACAAUUCCUCCGACUACCGCCUGGGACAGCGCGAGGACGGUAAAACCGUCGGAGACGUCGAGCUUCCCCCAUGGGCCAAAACUCCGGAGGAGUUCGUCCGCAUCAACCGCAUGGCUUUGGAGUCGGAAUUCGUAUCCUGCCAGCUCCACCAGUGGAUCGACCUCAUCUUCGGCUACAAACAGCGCGGUCCGGAAGCGAUGCGUGCCACCAACGUGUUCUACUAUCUAACCUACGAGGGUAGCGUCGAUUUGGAUACGAUCACCGACGCGGUCACGCGUGAAGCGAUCGAAAACCAAAUCAAAAACUUCGGCCAAACACCAAGCCUGCUGCUGAUGGAACCCCACCCGCCGCGGAGUUCCGCCAUGCACCUGUCGCCGAUGAUGUUCAACACCAUGCCGGACGACGUCUGCAUGUCGCUCAAGUUCCAUCUCAACUCACCGAUCAUACACAUCUCGGCCAAUACGUAUCCGCAGCUGCCGCUGCCCUCGGUGGUAACCGUCACCGCCGGGCAUCAGUUCGCGGUGAACCGCUGGAACUGCCAGUACACGGCCAGCAUUCAGAGUCCAAGCUACGCCGAAUCGUCGCAGAACGUCAACGCAAAUCUACCGCUAACGAUGGACCCACUACUAUCUCAAAUCAAUGGCCACAACAGCAACAGCCAGCAGCAGAACCGGCGCCAUCUCGGGGACAACUUCAGCCAGAAGCUGCGCAUCAAGUCGAACUGCUACGUAACGACGGUCGACAGCCGGUUUCUGAUUGCGUGCGGUUUCUGGGACAACAGCUUCCGGGUGUUCUCGACCGAGACGGCCAAGAUCGUGCAGAUCAUCUUCGGCCACUUCGACGUGGUAACGUGCCUGUCCCGGUCGGAGUGCAACAUCACGUCCGACUGCUACAUUGCGUCCGGUUCGGCCGACUGUACCAUCCUGCUGUGGCACUGGAACGCACGCACGCAGAGCAUCGUCGGCGAGGGAGAGAUUCCGACACCCCGAGCGACGCUAACGGGACACGAAACGUCCGUUACUUCGGUUGUGAUAAGCGCCGAGCUGGGCUUGGUGGUUUCCGGAUCGAUCAAUGGUCCCGUGCUGGUGCAUACCACUUUUGGGGAUCUGUUGCGCUCGCUGGAAGCGCCGAAAGAUUUCAUCUCGCCGGAGAAUAUAACUCUUUCUCGGGAGGGUUUCAUUGUUGUGAACUACGAUGAUGGUAAUGUGGCUGCCUAUACCAUCAACGGCAAGUUGUUGCGGCAUGAGUCGCACAACGAUAACCUACAGUGCAUGUUGCUGUCCCGCGAUGGCGAAUAUCUGAUGACGGCCGGUAACAAAGGAAUCGUCGAGGUUUGGCGAACCUUCAAUCUUGCUCCGCUAUACGCGUUCCCAGCCUGCAACAGCGGAAUCCGUUCGUUGGCGUUGACGCACGAUCAAAAAUAUCUUCUGGCGGGAUUGGCCACCGGUUCGAUCAUCGUGUUUCACAUCGACUUCAACCGUUGGCACCACGAGUACCAGCAGCGCUACUGAAACUCGUCCCUCCGGUACGUCUCGAUGACUAGUGCAGGCGAAGCGGAACUGCAAUACCGACGACAGUCGUCGUCAUCACAGUCGCCACACUUAUCCAGUUAUCAGCAUCAUUAUCCCGCUGCCGGUAGUGGCGGCGGUAAUGGCACUACCACUACUACAACCACCAGCAGUAGCAGUGCCAGCAGCAGUAACGAUGUGGUAGUGUACUGAGUCCAGUACGGUGUUGGUGAGUAAUGGAUGAUGUGGCCGCAAUUUGCUGUGUAUUUAGAUAGUUAGUGGGUUUUAAUCAAUCAGCCAGCAGGAAGGUUGCCAAAAUCUCGUUACUGCAGACUAUUUGGACAUAUGCGAUGUGGGGGGAUUAAUUGUUACUUAUUAUGUAUGGAAAGUUACGCUUGACGUUGCGUAAAAUUACUGUAGAAAAAAAGCUUUUAACGGUUCAAAAUGGCGGUAUGCUACUAAGCUUUCUUGCAUUGCAUUGUGAGAAUAAAAUAUUAAAAAAAGAGAAAACAAUUCAGCUGGCUAAGCAGCUUGCUUUUGAGAGUAACUACAGUAAGAGAGAAAAAUAAAAUCAUUAAAAUUAUUAGUAUUUAAGACAGAAUCUACUUUAACGCUAGCGGGCGGAGUGAUUGUUCGCACAUACACACACAGAUAGCACUAAUCAUUCACGCAUCCACACAAUCACACGCAUAUUAAUCUACACAGGUUACGAGAAAAACAGCAGAAGAAAAUAUGCCAAAUGCAAAACGUUCUAUCUGAACAUUCUUUUUACGCAUUUACAGUUUUGCGCAGCAAAAAAAAAACAGCAAACAAAAAUUAUAGAAAAUAAUCCACCAAAAUUUUACGGGAGAAAACAAAAACGCGGAUGCAGCAGCGGAAUAAAAUGGGAAAGUUAGACGUAGCGAAGAAGAAGAGAUGCCAAAUGUAAAGUUUUAAAACUGAUCUAAAAACAAAAUACAAAACAAAAAAAAUAAUUCACUGCAGAAUAGAAACAGAAGAAGAUAAGAGUGUUUUAAGCUUACUCAUACAAACCAAACAAAAAAAAACUUCAAAACAGCUAACUUUAACAGAAAAGAAAGGGAAUAUGUGAGUUCGUAUCGUCACUUCUGAGGUUAUCCGUCCGCAAAUAUUUACAUUUAAUCUUAACAAAUUAAACGCUAAACAAACAAAAAACCAUUGAACAAAUCAACCAAAUCAACAAGCACCUUACCACAGCACUUUUUUAAAGUCACUCCCACAGAAAUAAAAAAACUAAAAAAAACAGAAAAUAUUCCGUUACUCAGCAUUAGCAUACCGUAGAGCAGAUUAAACACACAAAAAACAGCAGCUAAAUCGAGCGGAAGCAACCUUACCUAGUAUACAAAAUGUAGUUGAAAAACAGUAAACUAUUCACGUGCCAAGCAUUUUUCGACAUUAAGCCCAAAUUGAUAAAAGACAACCGAAUCGAACACACACACUGUCAAACACACGUCUUAGCCAAAAAACCCUGUUGUUUUCUAGUUUGUUUUUUCCAGUAGUGGAAAAAAAGCAGCAACAAUGCUUCUCCGUCCAAAUGUUUUUUUUUUAUUUCGAUUUUCCUUAAAUAUCUGCAAAUCUGGCAACGCCUCUGAUUAUUAGUAGAACACACUCAUACCAUCACUUUAUUACACGCUCAAAGUGUUCUACCCAACAAGCGAAAGUGAAAAUGAAAAAAAAAACUUGCAGUUUGUGUGCUAUAAGUUACGUGAUCUCUGAUUGAGCUAAAAUCUGAACGAACGAACGACUGCGUCAAGUAUUCGGUUCAAGUCGGUCCCUUCCUACCUGCAACCCAAAAAAAAAUUAAGGUACGAGGAGGAAAAGGACCACCCCGGCCGGCCGGCACCACCACCAAGUAAGUGUAUGCGUAAUGUUUUUUAAAAGAAAAGAUUUCGUCCAUUCUUUGCUGUGUUAAUUCGAUACAUUCCUGCCCUUUUCCGUGGUGAAAACGGAACAAAACAAAAAAAAAACACUGGGAAAAAAACGUCUGCUCAUUGCUAACUCCUCCCCCCACUCCCACGGUCUCUUGUCCAGAGACUGUAAAAAAUUUUCUUAAGCCAUUCCGUUGUUGUUAUGAGCAAGAAAAAAAAAGAAAAGUGAGAAAAAUUCAAGCAAACAAGUACUUAAUUUUUUUUCUGUUUUUGGUCACUAAUAGUCCUAUUACUAGUUUUAGUCGUUAGUCAUUUCCUAGCCUAUAAGUCGGUGUUGGUGUAAAUUUAGCGUGAGUGAAAUUAGAUUAAAUGAAACAAAAAGAAAAAAAGGGAAGUCAAACUCGUAACCCCAUUUUUUGCUGUGGCGCGCACUUAGCUAGUUUUUAUUGAAUACACGAACGGAGUUUGGCGGAAUGCCGCCAAACUCGAACGCGCUUCUUGUGAAUUAUUUUGUGCACUUUUACCUUUUACACUAAGAAAAAAAAGACGCCCUGGCAAACAACGUGAUGAGUCGAUUGAAAUCUAGUGGCACCUAGAGACACACUAUAGUAGGUAAUAUUUUAACAAUAGAAGCAGAUAAAAAAACAAUACUGAAAGUUACAUGAAUAAGACUCAACGCACUUCCCCCCUCUCAAACAAACAAUACGAUUCACAGCAUCAAUAGAAAUAACUUCUAAAUCGGGCUGAAUCGCGCGUUUAGCUGUGUAUUUUAAACAAAAAAGAAGCCAAUCUACCGCAAGAAAAAAAAAACGUUGCAACAGAAUGUAAAUUAGAGCAAAAUAACGCUUAAUUAAUAGAAGAAGAAAAACAAAGCUGCAGAAACAAAAAUAUAAUAACGAUAAUCCCGCGAUGUUCACACCAGACAAAAAAAAACUGUAACUUUUUUAUAGUAAGGCGAUAACGAUUUAAAUGAUGCAUCCAAAAGUGUUGAUGCCGUAAUCACAUUUUGAGCCAGCUCACAGUGACAAACAAAAGCAGACAGACGGACGCACGGAUACACACACACACACAAGCAAACCAGACACAGAGUUUGGAGGCGACGCCUCGUUCGCCUCGUUUUCCGUGGGUGGGCUGAUGAACACACUAAACAAGCUGCAGGGUUGGACUACAAUUAUUAUUAUUAUUAUUAUUAUCGAUUACUAUUGCUACUGCUACUACAACUACAACUACUAACACACAGACAGCGUAAAAUUUAAGGGCUGUUAAGGGACAGAAAAAAUAUUUUGUGAAACCAUUAUUACAGCUGCUGCUAACUAGGAAACACACACAGUAUCAAUCACAGUCAGCAGUCGAUUCAAGACGCCCAGUUUAAAACACUGAAAGAAAAGGUAGAGGAGAAAAGAAACGAAAAAAAGCGGCUCGCGGACGCGGUAAUUAAAAUAUUGAUAAAAAUUAUGAACCUAAUUAUGAUGGAUGGUGGUACUUAAAGCUAGCAGCCCCGGGGAAACUCUGGAAGCCCCGCGCCGCAGACUUCGAGGGGUUGCAUUUACUUAAGAUUUAACUAUAAAUGAACGGUUAGAGAAAACACAAAACACACACAGUAAAACCUUACACAAAAACACACACACACACAGAUACACAUCCACACACACGUACAUGAAAGCUAGGGGAAGAGAGCUAAGAAACAGAAUUAACAGAAAGCAAAUCAAAGAAGCAUUGUUAUUAAGCCCAAUUUAUUGUACAAUAAAUUAAUUG
Sabethes cyaneus is the source of this 13988-nucleotide messenger RNA. RefSeq names its product neurobeachin (gene rg). Gene Ontology annotation, molecular function: protein kinase binding. The transcript is spliced from 23 exons. The record is from RefSeq and is a predicted model, not a curated record. Gene Ontology annotation, cellular component: cytosol; membrane. Gene Ontology annotation, biological process: intracellular protein localization. Lineage: Eukaryota; Metazoa; Arthropoda; Insecta; Diptera; Culicidae. Bases 1033 to 10350 code for a protein of 3105 amino acids.